Messenger RNA from Cryptococcus amylolentus CBS 6039, 5476 nucleotides. RefSeq lists its product as hypothetical. The record is from RefSeq and is a predicted model, not a curated record. Gene Ontology annotation, biological process: transmembrane transport. Bases 267 to 5396 code for a protein of 1709 amino acids. The transcript has 16 exons. NCBI's taxonomy places the organism in Eukaryota, Fungi, Basidiomycota, Tremellomycetes, Tremellales, Cryptococcaceae. Gene Ontology annotation, molecular function: ATP hydrolysis activity; ATP binding; ABC-type peptide transporter activity. Gene Ontology annotation, cellular component: fungal-type vacuole membrane; fungal-type vacuole.
UUCAAAUCGUAUCCAAGGAGCCGAGCCCGCCAAGUCAGCCGGUCUCUCUUUCCAGCACCGCAUCAAAUCACUGUCCAUAUCCCCCCGCUCCUCCCCCAGCCUCACCACCGGUUCACAACUCUCCGGGGACCUUGUACAAUUUGACCCUAGCGACAGAAUCGCCCACCUUCAUCCAUGACUGUAUAAAUUUUCGCCUCCUACCCCCUUCGACUGCGUAUCGUAGCCCAUGCUGUUACACACAUCGAGAAAUUUCUUCUCCAUCUAACAUGGAUCGGUCGGUCGCCAUGGGCGCACCGAUGCUCACCCAGCCAAGCAGCUGGACCUGCCACAAGGUAUGGAAUGGCCACGAUUUUACCCACUGCUUUCAGUCAAGAUACCUACAAACCUACCCCAUUUUCCUGGUUUUCGUAUCGAUCGUCUGGUUUGCUACCAAGUACGUCUCCAAAUGCUACUUCAAGCCCCCGCCUUCACUCUCUGUAUCUGCCCUCCGAUCCACUACGAUGUCUCCUGAGUUCUCUACUCUCGAGUCUACAGUCAUCCUUGACUCACUAGCGUCCAACCUCCUUCCUCCCUACCCAGCGUCGGACCCUUCCUCAACGGAGGAGCCGCUCGAUGAGAAGAACGCAGAGGAUUUGGUCCGAGACUGGCGCUCCAGGAGAACACGGAGUGAAGACUUUUGGCAGAAUGUCAGGUUCUGGGUCGGGAUUGUCGGAGGAAUCCUGUGGUUUGAGGUCGAGAUCGCCAAAGCUGCUCGGCAAGGGACUUGGCUGGAACUGAUAUUCCCUGGAUGGAUUACUCUCAUGUCUGCUCUGCAUCGACCCAUCAUCCCCAUUCUCACCAUGCACCUUCCCGUCACACUGCUCCUUUUCCGCUCAACCGUCAUUCGACAAUCGGCUUCUGCUCUCUCGGCAACUUGUAUCGCGGCUGAGCUGUUUUAUUGGUUUGCUCUCAUCAGCAUACCUUAUGAGCACAAACUUGAUCGGCUUCUUGAAGGUGGAACUUCCAAAGGGGGCGGCACUUUGGGUAGUUUUGGUCAUAGCUUGCCCAGCCAUCCUGAAGAGCCUACUUCACCAUUCUCCCGUGCAACGUAUACUUUCCUCCUCCCAUUACUUUUCAAGCACUACAAGAACCCUAUAACUGUGGCCGAUAUACCUGGAAUCAGAGAAGACGACAGCUCUGCCGCUGCUUUGGGCGCUUUCAGAGCAUAUCAAGGCCGUUUGGACAGACAAUACUCGGACAAACAUGGUCAGAAAAGGAAAAGAGAUUUGGGCAUAGAUUUGCUGUGGUUCUUUGCUCCAGAGUUGUUUGUCCAGGCUGGCUGGGGCAUUAUCUGCAUUGUUUUUGAAUACCUCCCUCCGACCGGCCUCCGUCUUCUUCUCGAAUAUGUCAACUCGCGCGCCAAAGAACCACAAUCCCCUAGCGUGGCCGCACUGUAUGUGGCCAUGAUGGCCAUCGGUCAGUGCUUUUCGGCGAUGGCCAUGGGGCAAUGUCUGUUGCUAGGCCGACGACUUUGCAUUCGACUUCGAGCUAUAAUCGUCGCCGAGGUAUUUGCGAAAGCGUUACGCAGAAAAGACGUAUCGGGGAAGACUACCAAGAAAGACCUCAGCGACGGCAAGGAGAAGGAUGAAGGCACCGCCAGUGAAGGCAAAAUCAACAAUCUGGUCUCCGUUGAUGCCUUCACCAUCUCCGAGAUUUGCGCCUACAUCUUCUAUCUCUUCUCCUGCCCGCUUUCUGUCAUUGUCAACUGCGUCCUGUUGUAUAUGGCUCUUGGGGUGGCGUCAUUUGCCGGCAUCGCUGUUCUCGUCCUGCUCAUGCCCCUUCAAGGGCUCAUCGGCAAACUCUAUACGAGAUAUCAGAAUGUCUUCAUGGCAGCUACCGACAAGCGACUGGAGAGCGUCACAGAGGUCAUUGCCUACAUCAAGCUCAUCAAAUUCAAUGCCUGGGAGGGCAAAUUCUAUGAGCGAUUGGACAAGACGAGGAAAGCGGAGCUUCAAGCCCUAGGCUACCGUUUCAUGGUCACUAUCCUCUUCCAGUUACUUGUCUGGGGUACUCCGGUGCUUGUCACUGGUGUGGCUUUUGCUGUGCAUAGCCUCGUGCUGAAACAGCAUCUCUCAGCCGACCGGGCAUUCGCUUCCCUUGUCUUGUUCAACAUGAUGAAAGACCCACUCGCCCUUUUCCAAAACACAUUCACCCGACUCCUUCAAGCGUACACCUCGUGUCGGCGGAUCCAAGAGUAUCUGGAAGAGCCAGACACUCUUAAAUAUCAACAGAUCUCCAAGCCCGGGCCGGGUGAUCCUCAGAUAGGGUUCAAAGGAGCAAUCCUCACCUACGCUGCUACAGAGGACAUUCAAGACUCUGAGUCGGAUAUUGAUCUUUUCGCUGUUGGGGAGCUCAAUAUUGAGUUCCCAGUCGGCGCUCUAAGCAUCAUCUCUGGACAUGUCGGCAGUGGUAAGACUACACUUAUUCAAGGCUUGCUUGGCGAAUGCGCUUUGUUCCAAGGACAAGUCUUUAUGCCCGACGACCACGCCAAUAGGGCCACCUGCCCCGUCGAUCCUACCACAUCCCUCUCCGACACUGUCGCUUACUGUGCGCAAACACCUUGGCUUGUGGGUACGUCCAUCCGGGAGAACAUCAUUUUCGGGGCCAGAUGGGAUGCGUCUCGUUAUCGAGCGGUCGUCGAUGCGUGUGCUUUGCGGACAGACUUUGACAUGUUUGAGGACGGCGACAGGACCGAGGUCGGGGAAAAGGGGACCACUUGUUCCGGAGGACAGAAAGCAAGGAUUGCGUUGGCUCGGGCGAUUUACUCGCCUGCAAAGACGGUCAUUCUCGACGAUGUCUUGUCUGCUGUGGAUGCCCAGACUGCUCGGCAUCUCUACGAACAUGUCCUACAAGGACCUUUGACCGAAGGGAGGACAGUCAUCAUGGUGACUCAUCAAGUAGGGUUGGUCGCGAAGGCAGCGGACUUGGUCAUUGUGCUUGAAGAAGGAGCUGUCAUUGGCCAAGGAUCGGUGGAUGAUCUUGUGGCCGAGGGACUCUUGGAUAUUGACGAUGAGAAGUCUAGCGUUGCCGCUGCCGACGAGACCAGCGUGGACUUCAUCUCCACAUCCAGUCGGACAUUGGUGGCCGACGAUUGUUCAACAGUCCAAGUCGACCUUCAGGGUCAUGAUGUCACCCUUACUGUACAACCAGAACCGACCGCCUCGGUGGCUACUUCGGACGGCAAGGUUCAAGACAGAUCCGAAGAAGUCAAGGAACAAGCCCAGCAUAAACUAGUGGAAGCCGAGAGCCAAGCUCACGGCACCAUCGGUGUGUCAACGUACAUGCUCUACUUCAAGAGCAUGGGCGGUCUUGUAUUUUGGGUAUUGGUUGUCAGUGCUUUUGUGGGAUCAAAUGCCUUGCAAGUCGGGAGUAACGCUUGGGUCAAAAGAUGGGCCAACGCGGAUGACGAGGCUACGGUCUCGUCUCUCAUGACUAGCACCGCCCAACACGUCGUCUCCUCUAUCGCUUCUCAUUCCAGCAAGGGCAUCUCUCGACUUGCCCAACACUCGACGAUGUACUACCUCACUAUCUACUGGGGUAUCUCGUUGAUCUACUUGCUUGCAGUCGCCGCUCGAGUCGGGAUCACCUUUGUAGGCGCGCUCAAUGCGAGCAACAAGAUCUAUGACAGAUUGUUGAAUCGAAUCAUGGGAGCCAAGAUGAGAUUCUUCGAUUCCACUCCUUCGGGCCGUAUCAUGAACAGGCUGAGCAAGGAUAUGUCUGCUAUCGAUCAGGAAGCAGGAGAAAUAUUGAUGUACUUUGCCAACUGCUGCUUGUCGGCUUUGACAGUAUUGGUGGUGGUGUCAAUUGCAACUCCGGCUUUCAUUGGAGCUCUCGUCCUGAUUCUCUUCCUAUAUUGGAUUAUUGGUUCUUUCUACGUGACCACCAAUCGAGAAAUCAAAAGAAUCGACAGUGUUACGAGAUCUCCCAUCCUCAUCAGCUUCAGUGAGGCUCUCGUCGGCAUGUCCACCAUCCGAUCGUACGGCGACAGCGCUAGAUUCCUCAGGAAGAUCUUCCAUGAACUUGACCAGAACACUCGAUGUUUCUGGUACAUGUGGCAGAUCAAUCUUGUCUUGCACAUCUUCUCCAACCUGGUCGGUGCCCUCGUGACCAUCUUCGCGGCUAUAUUUGCUUUGAGGAACCCUACCAUGGACGCCGGAGCGGUUGGUUUGUCGAUAUCUUAUGCUCUCUCAUUCACCGAGUAUAUCUUAUGGGUAGUCAGGAUGUAUGCCAGCAGCGAGAUGUCGAUGAAUAGUGUUGAGCGAGUUGGGGAGUAUUUGGAUCUUGAAGUGGAGGAGGAAGAGGAGGAGAAGGGUGUUGAGCCGCCUGCCUAUUGGCCAUCAAGGGACGGAUCUGUCAUCAUUGAGAAUCUGACUUGCAGCUAUGCGCCACAUUUGGACCCUGUUCUCAAGGACGUAUCUUUCACCAUCGGUCCGAGGGAGAAGAUAGGUGUCUGCGGAAGGACUGGAUGUGGCAAAAGCACUCUGGCACUAUCAUUCUUCAGGUUCCUGCACCAAUCUGAGGGCCGUAUCAUCAUUGACGGCCAGGAUAUCUCGAAGUUGAGCUUGUCCGCCUUGCGAUCCAGGCUCACUAUUCUACCACAAGAGGCUCAACUUUUCUCUGGUACUAUCCGCGACAAUCUGGACCCUUUCCACCAGCACGAGGAUCACGAAAUUUGGGAUGCUUUAUCGCAGUGCGGCAUGGUGACUCGCUCCCGUGCCCCCAGUCGCUCUCAUAGUCGCCGACAAUCGCGUGUCUCCCUAAGGACUAGCGCGGGUGCCUUAGGCGACACGUAUAUCGGCGUGGAAGACACCGGCCGUGCAAUCAGGAAGCAACCUUCCGCUCGGAGUCUGUUGAAAAGGGCUAGUAGGAAGCUUGAGGUGAUGCAGGAGUGGGACGACGAAGAUGAAGAGGAGGAUAUGGUAGUCAUCAGAAGUCUGGGAGAGGGCGUUGCUGCCGGCGGAAAGAACUUCAGCCAAGGACAACGACAACUUCUUGCACUGGCUCGAGGUCUUCUCAAACUGAAAUCAUCCUGUUUUCUCAUCAUGGACGAGUCUACCGCCAACCUAGACCAGGAAACCGAUGCUACCAUCCAAGACGUGCUACGCACAGGCCUUCGUGAUACCCAGAUGCUGGUAAUCGCUCAUCGAUUGAUGACGGUCUGUGGGCUGGACAAAAUUCUGGUGCUGGAUAGUGGAAGAGAAGUGGAGUUCGGCACCCCGUGGGAACUCUUGAAGAAGGAGGGGGAGGGGGCAGUCUUCAAGGGACUGUGCAAACAGAGCGGUAACGAACGAGCAUUGUACGAGCUCGCCAAGAGCAUUCAUGAUUCGAAGCAUGGGGACCCCCAAGUCGCCCUCUAGAUCGCUUGUUGUAAGACUAUACACGAAAUCAUAUACCACGCCAUCACAUACACACAUGACCGGACGACUAUUAUAGUGCA